AUGAGAGAAGUUCCUGAUAAGUCAUGGAUUGAUAUUCCUAUAUUGAAAAGAAGAGCAAAAGGUGAUACUCGAUAUCGAGACGGAUGGGAAGCAUUCCUUGAAUAUGCAUAUGCUAAUCCGAGAAAGAUAGAGAACGAUUUGUUGUGUUGUCCAUGCGGUAAGUGUAGGAACAGAGGUCUGGUGGAUAGAGUUGCUAUACGAAGACACCUAGAAAGAUGGGGAUUUGAUGAAAAUUAUAAAUAUUGGAGUUUUCACGGAGAAGGUGAAGAUAUUGAAUUAGAUGAUAGAAAUAUAGACGAUACGCACGCAAUGUUCAACGAUGUUACGACAGUUGCAGAAGUUGAUGAAGUUCCAGAAGUACCAGAUGCUGUUGAAGUUCCUGGAGAUGCAGAUGAUGUCCAAAAUACCGAGGAUGUGCGUGAUAGCGGGGCCUACAGAAAUUUAGUGAAGAUAUUGGAAGACAACGAGAAGGAUCUGUACGAUGGUUGCACUGAGUAUAGUAGGUUGUCAUUUAUUCUUGAACUUAUGCGUAUUAAGACCCUGAGCGGAAUGGCAGAUAAAUAUUUUCAAAUGCUUCUUAAUUUACUACGCAAGGUAAUUCCAGACGGAGAGAAUAGCAUACCAGAAAAGUGUUAUGAUGCAAAUAAGAUUGUUGGUGCUCUGGGUUUAGAUUACAAUAAGAUCGAUGCUUGUCCCAAUGAUUGUGUCCUUUAUUAUAAGGAUAACGAGAAACUUGAGGAAUGUCCAAAGUGUGGAGUGUCUCGAUGGAGAAAGAAUGCACGUACUUCAACACGAAAGUCAGAUGAGUCAGUGAAUCAACAGAAGAAAAUUCCAGCGAAGGUGCUUCGACAUUUUCCCUUAGUGCCUCGGUUACAACGUCUGUAUAUGACAAAAAAUAUAGCAAAAGAUAUGCGGUGGCAUAAGGAAAGACGUGUAGAUGAUGGUAAAGUGAGACAUCCAGCAGAUGCAAAGGCAUGGAAGCAUGUGGAUCAGACUUUUCCCUCAUUUGCCACAGAGUGCAGGAAUGUCAGACUUGGGCUAUCUAGCGACGGAUUCAACCCGUUUGGCAUUAUGAGUUCGGGAUGGUCUACUUGGCCAGUUGUGUUAAUGCCCUAUAAUUUACCACCUGGACUUUGUAUGAAGCAAUCAUAUAUGAUUCUUUCAUUAUUGAUAUCAGGCAAACAUUCACCUGGUAAUGACAUAGACGUGUUCAUGGAGCCGUUAAUUGAUGAAUUAAAAUGUCUCUGGGAUGAAGGAGCGUGCCAUAAAACAGAGACUAGAUAA
Asparagus officinalis (garden asparagus) is the source of this 1284-nucleotide messenger RNA. RefSeq lists its product as uncharacterized. The record is from RefSeq and is a predicted model, not a curated record. NCBI's taxonomy places the organism in Eukaryota, Viridiplantae, Streptophyta, Magnoliopsida, Asparagales, Asparagaceae. The coding region runs from base 1 to 1284 and encodes 427 amino acids. The transcript has a single exon.